AAAGUGAGGUUAUUUUUCUCGAGUAAUCGUAACAGAUCGUAAUUGUACUGUACUCGUAGUUUAGUCAAGUCUCAAGUGUAAUAAAUAUUAAAAAUGUUAAUAACUUAAAUAUGAAACAUGUUUUGGUGUUUUUGUAAUUGAACAUUAAUAAUGGAAGUAAAAAUUUUUGCUUAGUUUAUAUAAAAUAAAUUGUUAACACCUUAUGAGCCAUAUGAGAAGGAAUAUCAAUGUGAGAGAUUUAGAAAAUGAAGCCAGCUGGUAAAGUUCACCCUACAGUUUAUGUAGUGUUUAUAUCACUUUUAUUGGAUUUGUUGGCAUUUACUAUGAUUCUACCACUACUUCCAUCGUUAUUAGAUCAUUACAAAGAGAACGAUAAUACAGGGCUGUAUGAUUGGCUGUCCAAGCAAGUAAAAUACUUUCAGGUGUUAGUAGGAGCUCCAGAGAGAUUCAAUUCAGUGUUAUUUGGUGGAUUCUUAGGAUCAAUGUUUAGUUUUCUACAGUUUUUAGCAUCACCUAUUAUUGGUAGUAUAUCCGAUGUUAUUGGUAGGAAAAAAGUGAUGAUUGUUUGUAUGAUUGGAAUAUCGCUGUCAUAUGUAUUAUGGGCUAUUUCUGCUAAUUUGUUUAUAUUUGUAUUGGCUCGGUUUCUUGGAGGACUCAGUAAAGGUAAUGUUUCAAUAAGUAUGGCUAUAAUUGCUGAUGUAUCUCCAGUGAGCACAAGAGGCAUAGGGAUGGCUUUAGUUGGAAUAGCAUUUUCACUGGGAUUUAUUAUAGGACCAAUGAUUGGGGCUCUUUUUGCAGUAUGGGCCAAGCAAAAAACAGGCCAGUGGUUUAUAGCUCCUGCUCUAUUUGCUCUAUGUCUCUCCAUUGCAGAUUUGUUAUUUUUUUUAAUAUUUUUUAGAGAAUCUUUGCCUAAGGAAAAGAGGACAAAACAGUUUUUAGCAAGUUUUAGAAAUGCAAAAGUAUUAUUAAAUGUACAAGAUCUAUUUAAAUUUACAGCCGUUACAAGUAUUAAAGAAAAAGACUUAAAGCAACUUCAAAGACUGGGACUCAUAUACUUUGUCUAUUUGUUUAUAUAUAGUGGCUUGGAAUUUACAUUAACAUUUUUGACACAUCACAUAUUUAAUUAUACAUCAAUGCAACAGGGUUGGAUGUUUUUUGCAAUUGGUUUGACCAUGGCUCUUAUACAAGGAGGAUAUGUAAGAAGAAUUCCUGCUGAAAAAAUAAAAUCUACAGCUAUAAUGGGUUUAUGGAUUAUUAUCCCAUCAUUUGUAAGUGUCGGGUUGGCUAAUGGACCUACUCUAUUGUAUCUUGGUUUAUUUUUGUAUGCAGUAUCUACAGCUAUGGUUGUUCCUUGUUUAACCACUUUAGCUUCGGAAUAUGGCAGUGAACAGCAGAAGGGUAAAGUUUUAGGGAUUUUUAGGUCACUGGGUGCCUUAGCAAGAGCCGUGGGGCCUGUUUUUGCGAGCAUUGCUUUUUGGAGUCUAGGCUCAAAAGUCACGUAUCUAUUUGGAGCAGUAUUGUUACUUUGGCCUGUAUUGGCAUUAAAAAAGUUAUGAUAUAUAGUAAAAUCAUUUUAUUUUUUACUAAUAUAAUUGUUAUUUAUUUAUAUGUACAGUUUUAUAGAACUUUUUGUAUAAAGAGAUGUAAGAUAUACAAGGUACUCAAGGUACCCAUGCAUUUUUAAAUACUAUUUAUUAUAAAUACUUGUAUAUUAUAUCAAAGCAGAUUAAACGUAAAAUUUAAAAAUGUUUGAAGCUAUUCGCUUAUUUUUAGAACAAUAAUUGUGAUACGCAUUUUACAUUCAUCUUUUGCUAGUAAAAUACCAAGAGUGUUGAUAUUAUUUGUUAUAUUCUUGAUAAAUGUUUUUAUAGUAUUUCCAUUUUUUUAAAUAUAUUUACCUAUAUUAUAAGUCACUAUGCAAAGAAGUUAUUUUUAUAAAUAAUAUGUUUUUAAUUAUAAUUAGCUAAAUAAAAAUACAAUGCAAAAG
Sitophilus oryzae (rice weevil) is the source of this 1987-nucleotide messenger RNA. It is a transcript of the gene rtet, whose product is annotated as major facilitator superfamily domain-containing protein 10. The transcript is spliced from 7 exons. The coding region runs from base 246 to 1556 and encodes 436 amino acids. Gene Ontology annotation, cellular component: brush border membrane. Gene Ontology annotation, biological process: transmembrane transport. Gene Ontology annotation, molecular function: transmembrane transporter activity. The record is from RefSeq and is a predicted model, not a curated record. NCBI's taxonomy places the organism in Eukaryota, Metazoa, Arthropoda, Insecta, Coleoptera, Curculionidae.